Egretta garzetta (little egret) is the source of this 1683-nucleotide messenger RNA. RefSeq names its product transmembrane serine protease 5. Gene Ontology annotation, molecular function: serine-type endopeptidase activity. The transcript has 13 exons. The record is from RefSeq and is a predicted model, not a curated record. Gene Ontology annotation, biological process: proteolysis. Lineage: Eukaryota; Metazoa; Chordata; Aves; Pelecaniformes; Ardeidae. The coding region runs from base 1 to 1683 and encodes 560 amino acids. Gene Ontology annotation, cellular component: membrane.
AUGGAGAAGUAUGAUCGCACUCGGCGCGACACCGGGGAGGGACAGGACCGUUUCCCCUGGGCUCCCCAGCCUGAGCAGCGCUUCUGGGAGCAGGGGGACUGGGGGGCAGGGGGGGUGCUGAGCAAGGCAGUGGGCGAGGGGGGGCCCCAAAACAAGGAGUCCCUUCAGCGUGGCGGCGGGUGCUGCGCGGUGCGCGUGCACGGCAUUGAGCUGGGAGCGUGCGGAGGGAAACCCAAGCUGGUUCACAGGAGACCCGUGGGCUCGGAUCCCAAACCAGCAGCUGCCCCGCUCCUUGCCGUCAUGAGCCCAGCUGAGCCGUUUUCCGACAACCCGCCUCCCGUCGAGGACGCCGUGCAAAGCCACGGGAGCCUGACAGCAGAGCCGAGGAGGGAAGCAAGGAGGAUACGGGCCUCCCCGGAACACGAUUCUGCUAAUGCAUCUCUUCAAGCUCUCUGCACCGCCAGGAGGCUGCUCCUGGUGCUCGGGGUCGCCGGGCUGCUGGCGGGGACGGCAGCUGGGGCAUGGCUCCUAGUGAAACACCUGAAGAAGCCUCAGCCAGACCAGGGCUUCACCCCGCUGCAGGAGCCAUAUGCGACCCCAGCAUGCAGUGACGGUGAAGAGGAAGACCCCGUGGUCCGUGGGGCUCCCACACAAGUGGAAGGCCAUCCCGGCUGGCUCCUGGCAUGCCACGAGCGCUGGAAUCUCUCCCUGGGCACCCUGCUCUGCCGGCAGCUCGGGUAUCUCAGAAUGACCCAUCAGAAAGGAGUCAACCUGACGGACGUCAAGGUGAAUGACACACAGGAGUUCGUUCAGGUGAGACCCCCCCAGGAAGGGAGCCCGGAGGACAUGUGGCAGGUCAGGAGCGGCUGUGAAUCGGGUCGAAUCGUGGCUCUGAAAUGCUCAGAGUGCGGGCUGCGCCCCGGUGCUGCGCGGGUGGUUGGGGGGGCUGACGUGCCCCCCGGGCGCUGGCCCUGGCAGGUCAGCGUGUACCAGGGCUCCCAGCACCACUGCGGAGGCUCGCUGCUGGCUCGCGAAUGGAUCGUCACGGCGGCUCACUGCGUGCACAGUUACAGGCAGCUUCAAGCCUCCACCUGGCUGGUUUUUGCAGGCGUUACCACCCAUGGCUUGAUCAAGCAGGAGGCUGGGGUAUCAGUAAAGAAAAUAAUUUACCACCCGCUUUAUAACGACAAUAGCCUCGACUACGACAUUGCUCUGAUGAAGCUCCAAGUCCCCCUGAAUUUCUCAGAUGCCAUCCGCGCUGUGUGUCUGCCCCCCUCUCACCAGGACCUCUUCCAAGGCACGCAGUGUUGGGUCUCCGGCUGGGGCUAUACCAGACCAGACCAAGUGCAGGUUACCGACACGCUGAAGGAAGCGCUCGUUCCCUUAAUCGGUACCAAGAGGUGCAACAGUUCGUGCAUGUACGCAGGCGAGCUCACUGCCAGGAUGCUGUGUGCUGGCUACCUGCACGGGAAAAUAGAUGCGUGCCAGGGUGACAGCGGGGGCCCCCUGGUUUGCCAGGAUGGAUUUGCGUGGCGCUUGGUAGGCAUCGUGAGCUGGGGCCAGGGCUGUGCCGAACCCAACCACCCUGGGGUUUAUACCAACGUGGCUCAGCUGCUGCCAUGGAUUUAUCGCAUCACCGAGACUCCCAGAGCCACCCUCUUUGCCCUACAAACACUGAGCUAG